AUGUCGGUUACCACAUCGUUUGUUGUUAUUUCAGGAGGUUCAGGUUGCAAUGCUAUAGCACCUGCGUUUCAAAAUUUCAAUGCAAAUGUACAUUACGUGCUCGCUAUAUCCGAUAAUGGUGGAUCAACAAGCGAGCUUAUCCGAGUCCUUGGUGGGCCUAGCAUUGGUGAUUUACGUGCACGGCUAACGCGUUUGAUCGACACUACUCAAUCCGAAGAAAAGCAAGCUAUCAAAGACUUGCUCAGCUAUCGACUUUCCAAAUCGGCUGACAGCCACACUGUGCGUGAGGAAUGGAUGGCAAUUGUUGAAGGUCACCAUCGACUAUGGAACAAGAUACCAACCGAGAAAAAGGAAACGAUUCGAGGUUUUUUGGUGGCAUUCAAUACUGAAAUCAUCAAACGUGCAUACAAAUGCUUUGAUUUUCGAAAUGGGUCGAUUGGCAACUUUUUCUUAACGGGCGCACGGUUGUUUUUUGGAUCGCUUGAAGCAGCCAUUUUUUUGUUUGCAGCAAUCACGGGCAUUGAAGAUCGCACUUCUGUAUUACCAGUCAUUGUCACCAAUCACACAGCCGCCAUUGCAGCUGAACUUGAGGAUGGCGAUGUAUUACGUGGGCAGUGCGAGAUCAGCCAUCCUUCACCCAGCAGACGUCCAAGUCUUCGAAAUCCCAUGGAUACGUACACUGCAGUGGGAGGAUUACAAUCACCACCAGUACCAGAUGGAAGCCGUAACAUGAACAUGAAUUUGAUUUUCGAAAAGGCCACCGAGGAAAAGCUUUCAUCAGCCAUCACGCGCCUUUAUUACAUGAAUGAAUUCGGCCAAGAGAUAUAUCCAUGGCCCAAUCCAAAGGUCGUGGACAGCAUUAACGGCUCCGAAACGCUCAUCUAUUCCAUCGGCUCACUUUACACAUCCAUCUGCCCUUGUCUUAUUCUUCGCGGCAUCGGGAGAACCAUAGCACAAUCACCAUCACUGAAACGCAAAAUUAUGAUCCUCAAUGGCUUUGAUGACCGUGAAACGGAAGGAUGCACUGCUGUCGACUUUAUCAACAUCAUCACACACGCCCUCAACCAGAGUCAGGCUAUUGAUGCAAAACGUGAUUUUUAUGAGCGAAGGACACGUGAAGGAUUGAGACGGUUAUCGGUAGCCCAAUACGAAGGAUACCCAUUAUCGACGUCCAAGAAAAAGGAAACGGCUACUAUUGAUACUCGCGUGGAUGAGCUUUUGCCUCGAUCACCGCCAUCUGAUUUCAUCACCCAUAUGAUUUAUAUUUCAUCUACAGAAAUUGAGGUGGAUGUAGAAAGGAUUGAAAGUAUGGGUAUUCGAUGCAUCAAAAUCACUCAAGACACACCCGAAUACACCGACAAGUGCUUGCAGCCUGUGCUUGAACGAAUCAUAGCUGAGGAUUAG
Molecule: messenger RNA, 1404 nt
Organism: Lichtheimia ornata
Lineage: Eukaryota; Fungi; Mucoromycota; Mucoromycetes; Mucorales; Lichtheimiaceae
Exons: 6
Coding region: 1-1404 (467 amino acids)
Molecular function (GO): LPPG:FO 2-phospho-L-lactate transferase activity
Source: RefSeq, a predicted model, not a curated record